Molecule: messenger RNA, 798 nt
Organism: Octodon degus (degu)
Lineage: Eukaryota; Metazoa; Chordata; Mammalia; Rodentia; Octodontidae
Gene: Polr2j
Product: RNA polymerase II subunit J
Exons: 4
Coding region: 86-439 (117 amino acids)
Biological process (GO): transcription by RNA polymerase II
Cellular component (GO): RNA polymerase II, core complex
Molecular function (GO): protein dimerization activity; DNA binding
Source: RefSeq, a predicted model, not a curated record
GGUUGAAGCCGAAGGAAGUAACAUUCGUAUUUAGGACUGUGACGUUGGUGGCCUCCUCUAGCCUGCACCGGAGUGUACCGCCAGGAUGAACGCCCCUCCAGCCUUCGAGUCGUUCUUGCUCUUCGAGGGCGAGAAGAAGAUCACCAUUAACAAGGACACCAAGGUACCCAAUGCCUGUUUGUUCACCAUCAACAAAGAAGACCACACCUUAGGGAACAUCAUUAAAUCGCAGUUGCUGAAGGAUCCGCAGGUGCUGUUUGCUGGCUACAAAGUCCCCCACCCCUUGGAGCACAAGAUCAUCAUCCGUGUACAGACCACUCCGGACUACAGCCCCCAGGAGGCCUUCACCAAUGCCAUCACUGACCUCAUCAGUGAGCUGUCCCUUCUGGAGGAGCGGUUCCGGGUGGCCAUUAAAGACAAACAAGAAGGGAUUGAGUAGGCAGCUGGAAGUUGUGUGGCCUGGGACGCCACUGCUGGAAGCUUGCUUGAGGCACAGUGCAGAGGACAGCAGCCAGGCCCAGCUGCAAUGCCCAGGGCUCCUCUGGUGAACCGGCCCUCACACGAGGCAUCCUGUAAAGUUUCAUCUUUCUAAUAGAGGUGACUUCACAGCAAGUGGACUGUCAGGUCCCAGGAAGGCAGUUAACCUGUCAGACACCCUGACUGUGGAACCUGAGGGCUGCCAGUGAGGUGGUCUGGAGAAGGGACCUGAGAGCCUGUCCACGCUUUGUUCUGGAAGUUUAGCCAGGUCCAUCUGACUUACAGCAGGAGCCAGGAUGGGCCCAAAGGACAGCACACAGU